AUGUACUACAUUCUGUACCUUGCGAGUCUUUGCCGCCGCCGUCGCUGGCCGGAACCCUUUUACGAAUCAUAUCCAUGUGCUGCCGGGUAUGGCUGCAUUGUGCGCGUCAAUAAUCGCGAAUACCAGACGGACGUCUAUUGCGAAACGGAAGCCCUGGCCAGAGAAAGCGCAGCUAUGCGCGCCUAUCUGAUCUGUCGGAAUUUCUCCGUCAACGAUGGGAUGUAUCCUGCAGGUCACGACCAUGGAGGGAUUGUGCAAGGGAUUCCGGUUGCGAUUGGCACAGGACGACGUGGUCGGUUUGGUGAUGACACGGAUACGUCCACCAGUAGUGGAAGUCGGAGUGGGGGUAGCAGUCCUGAGAGCCACGAGGGAGGACGACUGGGCCGUGAUCGCCGGCCUGCUGGUCCAACGAGAACACUAGCAUACGGCCAGCGGGGACUUUGA
Molecule: messenger RNA, 444 nt
Organism: Blastomyces dermatitidis ER-3
Lineage: Eukaryota; Fungi; Ascomycota; Eurotiomycetes; Onygenales; Ajellomycetaceae
Exons: 2
Coding region: 1-444 (147 amino acids)
Source: RefSeq, a predicted model, not a curated record